AUGGGGAGGAAGAACAAGAUUGAAGAUGAUUAUGUUACUGGGGUGAGGAUCGGGCAAGGAAAGUAUGGAUCUGUUUUGUUGUGUAGGUCUCUUGUUGGCGGCGCGGAGUAUGCGUGUAAGACUAUGAAGAAGGGGGAUGAGACUGUUUACAGGGAGGUGGAGAUAAUGCAGCACUUGUCUGGGCAUCCUAGGGUUGUGACUCAUCUGGCAGUGUAUGAGGAAGCUGAUUGCUCUCAUCUGGUGAUGGAAUUGUGCUCUGGGGGAAGACUUCUCGACCAGAUGUUUAGGGAGGGCCCUUGUUCUGAACAGCGGGCUGCUAAUAUACUUAAGGAAGUGAUGUUGGUCAUCAAGUAUUGUCAUGAUAUGGGAGUUGUGCACAGAGAUAUCAAGCCUGAGAAUAUUCUGCUUACUGCUUCGGGGGAAAUAAAGCUUGCUGAUUUUGGCCUGGCCAUGAGAAUUUCUAAGGGUCAGAACUUGACGGGUUUGGUUGGGAGCCCUGCAUAUGUUGCACCAGAAGUGUUGUUGGGUAGAUACUCAGAAAAGGCGGAUAUAUGGAGUGCUGGAGUGCUCCUGCAUGCUCUGUUGGUUGGUGUUCUUCCAUUUAAAGGGGAUUCACAAGAAGCAGUUUUUGAGGCUAUUAAGAAUUCCAAGCUAGAGUUCCAAACCGGGAUGUGGGAAUCAAUAUCUAAACCUGCACGAGAUCUUGUUGGGAGAAUGCUGACAAGGGAUAUUUCAGCAAGGAUAACAGCUGAUGAAGUACUUAGACAUCCAUGGAUAUCUUUCUACACAGAACGUACAUUGAAGAUCCUGCCCGUUGAAUCAAAGUUGAAGCACCAAAAUGGAGCUGCUUGCCACAACUUUGUUGCUGCACCUGAACCUAGGUUAGGAAGAAACAGGAUGGAUGAUGGGUUCCUUAAUGAGGUUUCAAGCCUUUCUUCAUCAUCUGAAAGUUGCAAUUCAGAAUAUCAUGAUGUUUGUGUGUGGAUUGAUGCACUUGCCAAUGCAAUUUCACAUGUAAGGAUAUCUGAACCAAAGAGGAGCAAGUUGUGGGCAGUUCCAAUUCAUCAGCAAGGUUUAUGA
Messenger RNA from Gastrolobium bilobum, 1080 nucleotides. Its product is annotated as serine/threonine-protein kinase PEPKR2-like. Gene Ontology annotation, cellular component: nucleus; cytoplasm. Bases 1 to 1080 code for a protein of 359 amino acids. The record is from RefSeq and is a predicted model, not a curated record. Gene Ontology annotation, biological process: protein autophosphorylation; intracellular signal transduction; peptidyl-serine phosphorylation. Lineage: Eukaryota; Viridiplantae; Streptophyta; Magnoliopsida; Fabales; Fabaceae. The transcript is spliced from 3 exons. Gene Ontology annotation, molecular function: calmodulin binding; ATP binding; calcium/calmodulin-dependent protein kinase activity.